Molecule: messenger RNA, 4471 nt
Organism: Monopterus albus (swamp eel)
Lineage: Eukaryota; Metazoa; Chordata; Actinopteri; Synbranchiformes; Synbranchidae
Product: myosin heavy chain, fast skeletal muscle-like
Exons: 23
Coding region: 1226-4471 (1081 amino acids)
Biological process (GO): actin filament organization
Cellular component (GO): membrane; actin cytoskeleton; cytoplasm
Molecular function (GO): microfilament motor activity; actin filament binding; ATP binding
Source: RefSeq, a predicted model, not a curated record
CCUUCUUGCUUUUCUUGACAAUGAACAAAAACUUAUCAGACAUAAUAAACAUCAUGAACACAUAAAGGUAAUAAACAAUACAAACACAUACACAAAAUACAGACCCAAGGACUCUACAACAAUCCACACCACCCAUCACAAAAUCAGUAAUCAAAUAUAACUGAAUGAAAAUAACAGAAACUAUAUUUCACAAUAAAAACAAACAUUAUAACUCAACCAAUAAACUAAUGCCAUGUGCAGUCAAAAGCAAGAACAAAUACAUGUAAGUUAAACAAACAGUGAAGCCUUAAAUACAUAAAAAGAAAUAACAGAUGUGAGUUAAGUAACUUAUUCCAAUCUGGUGUUUUACAUGUAAUUUGUUUGGAAGAUCACAGGAAUAUGAAUAAUACUUGAAUAAUAAUAUUUGAAUGUGAAUAAUAUUUUCCUAACAAAUUCUAAGGGUGUCAGUGAUCUGGCAUGAAAGAAAUCUUAGAAGCUGUGACAACUAGAUUUAAUAACUACUGCAUAAGCAUAAUGCCAGGCGACAUGACCAAAUAGAGCAGGAUGCAUGUGAUAGGCUCCCAUCACUCUAUAUAAAAGGCACAGCAAACCUCCACCAGCCACAGGCACCCAGCAAAGGUAUGUUUCCUAAUGGCUCAGAUGUGUUUUGAAUCCUUUAGCUUCUCAAAUACAAGAAAUUACUGCCAGGCAUCAUUUGGAUCAAGUCAAUAGUUGUUUAAAACAUAAAAGAUAACAUAAAUAUGAAUACAAUACAAUUUAAUGUUUAUUAGCAUAAUGACAAUCUCUUUUACUAAUUUUUAAACCAAAGUAUGACAGUGUUAACUCAAAAGCUACCUUUGUGAAUCUUACUCUAUGCUCCUCUUUUCAGAAGUCUGCACCAAAGUCUGACAGAAAAGCCCCUGCUCACCUGGUGUGCUCCAAGGUAAAUUAGGCUGCGUAUUUGUCCUGGAGAACAAUUCAAUGUGACAUACAGUAUAAUUACUAGUGUAUGUGUAAGCCUACUACACAUGUAAAGGUUGUUUUCUAUGAACAUCACAACUUUUUUGGUACAAAUCUAAGUUCUGGCUUGUGAGUAACCACUAUACCUGUAUCUUAAUCAUAGACCAUUCAGUGGCUACAUGAAUAAUAGCUAUUAUGGAAAUCACUAUUGCAUCGGUCUAUGUAUUUGCUAGCAUUAAAAAAAAUAACUAUUAUCUUGUUUCCUCAUUUACAGUAAAAGGUCAUCAUGGAUGGAGAAAUGGAGUGUUAUGGUCCGGCGGCCAUUUACCUCCGGAAGCCAGAGAGAGAGAGGAUUGAAGCUCAAAACACUCCCUUUGAUGCUAAAACAGCUUACUUUGUGUCUGAGCCCAAAGAAAUGUACCUCAAGGGGAAACUUGUCAAGCGAGAGGGCGGGAAAGCCACCGUGGAGACUCUCUGUGGAAAGACUCUCACUGUUAAAGAGGAUGAAAUCUUCCCCAUGAACCCUCCGAAGUUUGAUAAGAUUGAGGACAUGGCCAUGAUGACCCACCUCAGUGAGCCUUCUGUGCUGUUUAACCUCAAAGAGCGCUAUGCAGCAUGGAUGAUCUAUACCUACUCUGGGCUGUUCUGCGUCACUGUGAACCCCUACAAGUGGCUCCCAGUGUAUGAUGCAGUGGUUGUAGCAGGAUACAGAGGCAAAAAGAGGGUGGAGGCUCCACCCCACAUCUUCUCCAUCUCUGAUAAUGCCUAUCAGUUCAUGCUCCAAGACAGAGAAAACCAGUCAAUCCUGAUUACCGGAGAAUCUGGUGCGGGAAAGACUGUCAACACCAAACGUGUCAUCCAGUACUUUGCGACAAUCGCAGUGGCUGGAGCAAAGAAAGCUGAGCCAGCUGCUGGAAAACUGAAGGGGUCACUGGAAGACCAAAUCAUUGCAGCCAACCCACUGUUGGAAGCUUAUGGUAAUGCCAAGACUGUGAGGAAUGACAACUCUUCACGUUUUGGAAAAUUUAUCAGGAUUCAAUUUGGGUCAACUGGAAAGCUGGCUUCAGCUGAUAUUGAAACAUAUCUGCUGGAGAAGUCUCGAGUGACAUUCCAGCUGUCCGCUGAGAGGAGCUUCCACAUCUUCUAUCAGCUCACAACAGGCCACAAACCUGAGCUGAUAGAGGCUCUGCUGAUCACCACCAACCCUUACGACUAUCCCAUGAUUAGUCAUGGUGAAAUCACUGUCAAGAGUAUCGAUGACGUUGAAGAAUUCAUUGCUACUGAUACUGCCAUUGACAUCCUGGGCUUCACUGCAGAAGAGAAGUCAAGCAUGUACAAGCUGACUGGAGCUGUGAUGCAUCAUGGAAACAUGAAGUUCAAGCAGAAGCAGCGUGAAGAGCAGGCUGAGCCUGACGGCAGUGAGGUGGCAGAUAAAAUUGCCUACCUCAUGGGUCUGAACUCUGCUGAUCUGCUCAAAGCACUAUGCUACCCCAGAGUGAAGGUUGGAAAUGAGUAUGUGACCAAAGGUCAAACUGUCCCUCAGGUCCACAAUAAUGUCAUGGCUCUCUGCAAGUCCGUCUAUGAGAAAAUGUUCUUGUGGAUGGUCGUCAGAAUCAAUGAGAUGCUGGAUACCAAGCAGUCCAGAAGUUUUUUCAUUGGUGUCCUGGAUAUUGCUGGGUUUGAAAUUUUUGAUUUCAACACCUUGGAGCAGCUUUGCAUCAACUUCACCAAUGAAAAACUGCAACAGUUUUUCAACCACCAUAUGUUUGUCCUGGAGCAAGAAGAGUACAAGAAAGAGGGAAUUGAAUGGGAGUUCAUUGACUUUGGUAUGGACUUGGCUGCCUGCAUUGAGCUUAUUGAGAAGCCAAUGGGCAUCUUCUCCAUCCUUGAAGAGGAGUGCAUUGUCCCCAAGGCAACAGACAUGACCUUCAAGAACAAACUCUAUGAUCAGCAUCUUGGUAAAAGUGCACCCUUCCAGAAACCGAGAAUUGGCAAAGGUAAAGCUGAGGCCCAUUUCUCCCUGACGCACUAUGCUGGCACAGUGGACUACAAUGUCGUUGGUUGGCUAGACAAGAACAAAGACCCCCUGAACGACUCAGUGGUUCAGCUUUAUCAGAAGUCUUCAGUCAAACUGCUAGCUCACCUCUAUGCAGCACAUGCCGGAGACGCUGAGGCUGGAGGCAAAAAAGGUGGCAAGAAAAAGGGUGGGUCUUUCCAGACAGUAUCUGCCAUGUUCAGGGAGAAUUUAGGCAAGCUGAUGACCAACUUGAGGAGCACUCAUCCUCAUUUUGUACGUUGCUUGAUUCCAAAUGAGUCAAAGACUCCAGGCCUUAUGGAGAACUUCCUGGUGAUCCAUCAGCUGAGGUGUAAUGGUGUGCUGGAAGGUAUCAGGAUCUGCAGGAAAGGUUUCCCCAGCAGAAUCCUCUAUGGUGACUUCAAGCAGAGGUACAAAGUACUGAAUGCCAGCGUCAUCCCUGAGGGGCAAUUCAUGGACAACAAAAAGGCCUCAGAGAAACUCUUGACCUCUAUUGAUGUUGAUCAUACGCAGUACAAAUUUGGACACACAAAGGUGUUCUUCAAAGCUGGUUUGCUGGGACUCUUGGAGGAGAUGCGAGAUGACAAGCUUGCUAUCUUGGUCACAAUGACUCAGGCUCUCUGCAGAGGUUACGUCAUGAGGAAGGAGUUUGUCAAGAUGAUGGCAAGGAGGGAAGCCAUUUACUCCAUCCAGUACAAUAUUCGUUCAUUCAUGAAUGUCAAAACCUGGCCAUGGAUGAAGCUGUACUUCAAGGUUAAGCCUCUUCUGAAGAGUGCAGAAGCUGAGAAAGAGAUGGCUCAAAUGAAAGAGGACUUUGAAAAGACCAAAGAGGAGCUAGCAAAGGCUCUGGCUAAGAAGAAAGAACUGGAGGAGAAGAUGGUCUCUCUCCUGCAGGAGAAAAAUGACCUGCAGCUGCAAAUUCAGUCUGAAGGUGACAACCUUGCUGAUGCCGAGGAAAGGUGUGAUGGGCUCAUUAAAGCAAAAAUCCAGCUUGAGGCCAAAGUCAAAGAGACUUCUGAGAGACUGGAGGAUGAGGAGGAAAUCAAUGCUGAGCUGACUGCGAAGAAGAGGAAGCUGGAGGAUGAGUGCUCUGAGUUGAAGAAAGACAUUGACGACUUGGAGCUCACCCUGGCCAAAGUGGAAAAGGAGAAACAUGCCACUGAGAACAAGGUUAAAAACCUGGUGGAAGAAAUGGCUUCUCUUGAUGAGACUGUUGCCAAGUUGACCAAAGAGAAGAAAGCCCUCCAAGAGGCCCAUCAGCAGACCCUUGAUGAUCUUCAGGCAGAGGAAGACAAAGUCAACACUCUGACAAAGUCCAAAAGCAAACUAGAGCAGCAAGUAGACGAUCUUGAAGGCUCGCUGGAGCAAGAGAAGAAACUUCGUAUGGAUCUUGAACGAGCUAAAAGAAAGCUUGAAGGGGAUCUGAAACUCGCCCAGGAAACCAUCAUGGAUCUGGAGAAUGACAAGCAGCAGUCUGACGAGAAAAUAAAGAAGUGA